ACCUAGAUCCACAGCCGCGUGAGUGGUCGCAAGUCAAGAUGCCAGCAUACGGGAGAGGUGGUGCCGGUAACAUCCUCAGUAUCGAGCAGGAGAACGCUCGAGCUUCCGCAGAUCUGGAAGCGAACCAACAGGCCGCAGAAUCUGACCAGAAAGGUCCAUUACCAACAGAUUACCUGGAAAAGAGUGAACAACAGUAUGCACACACCGGUAGAGGAGGUAUGGGCAAUUAUUAUAGCCCAAGAGACCUGAGUGAAACGGGCCACUUUAACGAUGCUCAUCGCUCGCAUAUCCUUGGCGAGGGCACCAGUGCGCCUCCGGCUACUGGAGACAGUACUGGCAAUGGUCCACCAUCGUACGGCGCUGGCCCGUCUGAUAUCGAGCCCCCUAGGAAGCACGGUAGGGGUGGAGCUGGGAACUACGCAUUUGGGGUAUCCGAGAGCGAAGAGCGCGCUGCGCAGAGAAGGCUCGAACAGGAGAAACGACAAGAGCAGCUCAAGGCUGAUAUCGAAAAGGGUGUCAAAGAAUCUCUGGCUGCGCCUCCAAAGGCGAAAUUACCAGGCGGCAAUCCGUACUGAGCGUGCCGUUUGCUCCGUCCUUAAUCCAACGCUACGACCCGGCUUCUGCCGCGGUCUUUGCGCAAAUAUGUCCACGCCAACACCGCGUACCCAGCCUACAGAUCCUAGGAUCGUUCUUGGCAAACUGUCUUACCUAUCAAGGACAUGUGCUCCAAGCUAUUGAGCAGUCGCCCCAAUAGUGGUUUCAUACCGUGGCAAGUCUUCCGCCGUGCCGGGAGCUGGUAAGGGCGUGUUCACAAACAACUUGUGAAGCGCGCCGGCUGUCGCAUCGAGCAAGCCUUGCAAUACCAAGGACCAAGGCUUAGGCGUCGACCAAGCAUCGCCCUUCAACAACGGCGUAUACUCGCCAGAUGGGUGUCUACGAACCAGCAUCGCGUAUUGCCAAGGAGGCCGCUCAAUCGGAGGCUCCUUCGCCGCCAGUCGUGGCUUGGAGCAGUAGAUGAUGUCGAAAGCAUCUUUCUGAUUCUGAGACGGGAACAGCACACCGGCGUUCGC
Messenger RNA from Baudoinia panamericana UAMH 10762, 1070 nucleotides. RefSeq lists its product as uncharacterized. The record is from RefSeq and is a predicted model, not a curated record. Bases 39 to 575 code for a protein of 178 amino acids. The transcript has a single exon. Lineage: Eukaryota; Fungi; Ascomycota; Dothideomycetes; Mycosphaerellales; Teratosphaeriaceae.